Molecule: messenger RNA, 1470 nt
Organism: Kazachstania africana CBS 2517
Lineage: Eukaryota; Fungi; Ascomycota; Saccharomycetes; Saccharomycetales; Saccharomycetaceae
Gene: RRI1
Product: COP9 signalosome catalytic subunit RRI1
Exons: 1
Coding region: 1-1470 (489 amino acids)
Biological process (GO): protein deneddylation
Cellular component (GO): COP9 signalosome; cytoplasm
Molecular function (GO): protein binding; deNEDDylase activity; metallopeptidase activity
Source: RefSeq, a predicted model, not a curated record
AUGUCUCUUCCAACAAAAUCUGUGGCUGAAUUGAACAGAUUUUUGAAAGAAGAAUAUAUACAAGAGCAACGAGAGAAUGAAUUUUUUGAUCAUAUAAAUGGACUAAGGACAACUAAGAGCAUACUAAGACCAAGUUUGUCUGCAUCUGCAUCAACAGACGAUCUUUCGGAAAAUGUUCCCCUUAUAUUUGAUCCGAAUCAAGAUGAGAUUAUCAGAGAAUGUAAUAAUUACAAGCAGAAUGAACGAGAAAAGCUGGAAGUAGACGCACAAUAUUAUGAUAGUGUAUUGAUAUCAAAACUGGCCUGUGAACAAAUAUUGAAUCACUCCAUCGAAGGUAAUCGAAUUGAAGUUAUGGGUAUGUUACUGGGCAUGACGGUAGCUUCACAAUUUAUCAUAUUUGACAGUUUUAAAUUACCAGUUCAAGGCACAGAAACAAGAGUUAAUGCUCAGUCUGAAUCAUAUGAAUACAUGGUACAGUAUGUAAGUGAGUUUGCCCAAAAAAAUAACAAUAUUGUGGGCUGGUAUCAUUCUCAUCCAGAUUACAACUGUUGGCUGAGUAAUAUUGAUAUGACAACGCAGGAUUUAAAUCAGUCCUAUCAAGAUCCAUAUUUAGCAAUAGUUGUGGAUCCUAUAAAAAGCUUAAAGGAGAAGAAAAUUUGCAUGGGCGCAUUCAGAACUAUAAAGGAAAAUGAUGUACUACAAUCUUACCAACUACCCUUGUAUGUUUUUGAUUCUGCUUUAAAUAAACUGGUAGAUGAAACUACACUUAAUUUGAAAAUAUCAAACAUCAAUUUAAAUGGUGAAUAUCUUUUACUGAAGAACUUACUUGAUAAUAUGAAACAGGUUAGUAACUACAAUGAGCUGGUAGAAGAAGAUGUCCAAAAUCUGAGGUCCAGGACAUCUGAGCGAAAUAAUAAAUUUAGGAUAUAUGAUUCCCCCAGGGAAAACCCCAGGAAUAAAGAUGCCAGUGCACAUAUACCUCUAUUAGACCGAGGUCACAGAAAUAAAAGUACAAGUUCCCUGCUCCACUUGAUGUCCAGUGGGAACGAAGAAAGUGAUAUCGAUAUGGAAAGAGAUAGUUCGAGUGGCAUUGAAUUUGACCUUGGCAGCGCUUCAAGUAGCCUAUAUACCGUGAUGGAUGCACCUGGACCAACGACAACAUCCAGCCUGUCACAUUUUCCUCAGCUACCCGUGCAAAACACAAGAAGAACUGAUGUUGCCCAAAGAGAUUUAGAAAACAACCUGCUCAGCGGCACUGAACGAUCUAAUAUGGAGAGUGAGACUCAUGUUAUAGACUAUGAAAAACAUUCUUUGAAGAACAAUCAUUCUGGAACUAUUAACAAUGUGACUAUGGCUUUACAGAAGGGGCAACUUCGAUCGAACUACAUCAGCAGUAAACAAGCUCUCUUUCGCCUCAAAAUUGAAGAAUAUAAAAAAUUAAGGUUUUACAAGGAUGCGUUUACUUUAUAA